GUGAACUGUCCCUUUAAGGGUUUAUCAGUAAGGCAAUGACAAAUGAGGUAUUUUGUCUCUUAGUUGAUAAUGAUGUUGAAUACAGUAACCCCACCUCCCCCCCGCCCCAUCAUUCAUACAAUUGCUUCAGUUGAUCUCCUUUUUGUCUUUGUCCUUCUUUCACCUGUCCCUUGUUCCUGUUCCAUCCAGUGUUGAGUUUGCCCCUGCGUGUCCCAUCAGUAUGGGGACUUCGCCAGGUCUGACGACAGGCUGUCCUCUCUCCUCAACCUGCCAGGGGAUGGGAAUACACCCUGAGCUCAUUCCUGGACUGCCUAUAGUGACAGCCCACAGCAUAAUCCCCACAGGGGACACAUUACUGGGCUAUUAGUCCAACUCUUUCACCUACAGUGCAUGCCUCUGGCUUGCUCUUGGUUCAUUUAGCCCAUUCUCUUUUCCCCCUGCAAGUCCCUUAUCAGUACUCUGUAUUUUUCCUCUCAGGAGUUGGUUGCCAGAUCAGACCUCGUACAUCAGGGCAAACUUUUCCUCCAACUGAGAGGAAGGCAUUUCACUCUGUUAUUGUUUAUGGGGAGAAAGCUGGGGUCAAGUUCACAGGCUGAGAGAGAGACCAAGAGAGAGAGAGAGAAAGUCUGUUCCAGCUCCAGCCGCAUGAGAGAGAAGCAUAACUCAGCCGUGUUUGUGCUUCCCUAAUUCCUUUUUGAUUUAGCAGAAAAUUGUGAGCUAAGCUGCAAUGCACAAAUAUUCACCGCCUGUGACAAACCUGUACCCACUGUAGUCUGUGUGUUUGUGAAUGUGCCUGUCUCUGAAAACAUUUAAACCAGUGUGUGUCCCAUUCUGACAGCAGCCUGCUUUCCGAGCUCUGAGCAGAAAUACAAAUGUCUCUAAAAGGAGCUUAGCUUUAACAGCAGCUUUGGCAUAAACACUUGAGCUUUUUUCUCAAGCUUUCGAUGAAAUAGGAGUUUGCGACAGCUAGAGCUAAUUUGUUUCAAUUCCAACAAGGAUUUUCCCGAUUUGUUUACUUGUUUGUUGGCAUUAGUGGGUCAGCUGAAUCAACUUUGGUAUUCUUAAUCCAAUAUCACAAACUCCCCAGAGAAGUUCAAGUCUACACUGAUAAGAACAGUGCAACAAAAGUGUCUGUUAACAAGUGGAGCAAGUCAUUUUUUCAGUUCAAGAUUUUUGGAUUCCUAAAAUUAGGUUUUGAUUUGUUAGGAGUCAUUCAAGGACUUGAUAUUUGAUAAUGGAUGACAGACCGCUACAAAGCCUGAUGACAACCUCAAGAUGCAUGCACGCAUGGGAAAAAAGGAUUCUGAGCCUCCGGGCUGCCCGGAUUCGGAGCUGUGGUUCGCCGGGAGCCAAACUCUCCCCCCGGUCUUCUUCAUGCCAAAACCACGGUGCCAGUUCGAGGAUUUACUGUGCGUGUCUGUUGCUGCUGCUGCUGGUGACGCCUCGAGUGGACUCUUCAUGGUGGUACAUUGGUGCGCUGGGGGCCCGUGUGAUCUGCGACAACAUCCCAGGCUUGGUGAAUAAGCAGCGGCAACUCUGUCAGCGCCACCCAGACAUCAUGCAGGCCAUCGGCGAGGGCACCAAAGAGUGGAUCAGAGAGUGCCAGCACCAAUUCAGACACCACCGCUGGAACUGCAGCACACUGGACCGCGACCACACCGUGUUUGGACGUGUCUUGCUACGGAGCAGUCGUGAAGCAGCAUUCGUCUACGCCAUCUCCUCAGCAGGAGUGGUGUAUGCGCUUACUCGCGCCUGCAGCCAGGGGGAGCUGAAAAUGUGUAACUGCGACCCGCACAAGCGGGGACGGGCUAGCGAUGAGAGAGGAGAGUUUGACUGGGGUGGCUGUAGUGAUAACAUCAACUAUGGGAUCAAGUUUGCCAAAGCCUUCAUAGAUGCCAAAGAGAGGACAGUCCGAGACGCACGGGCACUCAUGAACCUACACAACAACCGCUGUGGCAGAACAGCAGUGAAGCGGUUCAUGAAGCUGGAGUGUAAAUGUCACGGUGUGAGCGGCUCUUGCACACUGCGGACAUGUUGGAUGGCCAUGUCAGACUUCCGGAAGACCGGUGACUACCUGAGGAGGAAAUACAACGGGGCCAUCGAGGUAACGAUGAAUCAGGACGGGACAGGCUUCGCUGUAGCUAACAAAGCCUUCAGGAAGGCCACCAAGAACGACCUGGUCUACUUUGAGAACUCUCCGGAUUACUGCCUACAAGACAAAACAGCAGGCUCCCUGGGCACGGCUGGGCGGGUCUGCAACAAGACAUCACGCGGCACGGAUGGCUGUGAGGUCAUGUGCUGUGGGCGGGGCUACGACACCACGAGAGUCAAGCAAAUCACUAAGUGCGAGUGCAAGUUCAAAUGGUGCUGCGCCGUGGAGUGUAAGGACUGUGAGGAAGCUGUGGACAUACACACGUGCAAAGCUCCCAAGCGAGCUGAAUGGUUGGACCAGACCUGAGGACGCGCCCCCUCUGCCCCCUCUAAUGCAACCUCACCCCUUUCCCCUUUAUGGGACAUCCUGUGGAACAUGGCAUUCUGGGAAAGUUUGUCCGAAAGUGCUCUCCCCCCCCCCCCCCCGCCCCAUCUUUGGUUCAUCAUUGCAUGGCUUUUGUACCUGUCUGUGAAAGCACUAUAGUUCAGUACCCAUCAAUAUGAAUUAACAUCCAUUAGCCCCUGUUUGUGAAUAGCCCUGUGACUGAACUGCUGGGAUCAGAUGAACGGUGAAACCAGUGAAUGCUUUGGUGUAAGGGUGGAUUGGACUUUCAGAUUCAGUCCAGAAGGCCUUUUUUUCUGGCGUGUGGUACUGGGUUGAAAUGGUUUACUGCUUUCCUGAUGCUUUAAAGACACAUUUUUACAUUAACUGAGCCUUAAAAACGUAUCCAGUAUUAUUACAACAACAUCAUAUACUCA
Messenger RNA from Anarrhichthys ocellatus (wolf-eel), 2910 nucleotides. RefSeq names its product protein Wnt-2b-A. Gene Ontology annotation, cellular component: extracellular region. The record is from RefSeq and is a predicted model, not a curated record. Bases 1235 to 2458 code for a protein of 407 amino acids. NCBI's taxonomy places the organism in Eukaryota, Metazoa, Chordata, Actinopteri, Perciformes, Anarhichadidae. Gene Ontology annotation, biological process: canonical Wnt signaling pathway; neuron differentiation; multicellular organism development. The transcript is spliced from 6 exons. Gene Ontology annotation, molecular function: frizzled binding; cytokine activity.